GUAGGUUUACUUCGAAUGCGGGUCAUUACAUUGGAUCCAGUUUCCUUUGUGCUUCACUCGAUCGCUCAAUUGGCUGGCAUUCUGCUAUCGAUUUUGGUUUCCAAGAUGGCUUCACGGACUGGUGCCGUAUGGGUUUCUUUCGCAGUGGCGGGUAUGAUUCUGAUGCAACUGGGGUCACCCGUGGAAGCCAGAACUGAUUCCUUGGCUUUCGUGAAGAAGACCUUGGCUGAGCAUCCUUUGGUCAUCUUUUCUAAGUCUUAUUGCCCAUACUGUAAGCGUGCGAAGUCGGUGUUUGAGAGCAUGAGCGUGAAGCCGUUUGUGCUUGAGCUUGACGAGCGAGAGGAUGGAGAUGACAUUCAGCAGGCACUAGGGAAAUUCGUUGGUCGUAGAACGGUACCCCAAGUAUUCAUCAAUGGGGUGCACCUUGGAGGAUCUGAUGACACUGUUGCUGCUCAGCAAAGUGGCCGCCUAAAGAAGCUGCUGGCUGGUUCUGCCUCUGCCGUUAAUGCAGAAAAUCUGAAGUCUGAACUAUGAACCGGCCGGGGUGCUGCAGUCCAACUUUCUGAUAAGGAACCUACUGCAAAGAAGGAGAUUACGGAGAAACCCCCCGUGAAGAAAGCCUCUGACGAGCAGCAGAAAGUUGGAUUCAGCUACUCAAGAAUAUGGCCACCAGUAGUAGGUGCAGCUAUUCUGAUGACCAUGUUCCUUGCUUGGGUAGCUGCCAAACCUCUAGUCGUGCACCGUUUGAAGCUCCGCACGACUAAGCGCCCCGGCCGUCCCCCUCUCAAAUCUCAUAUCAAGAGAAACAUGUCAACUCCUAAUGUUGAUACUAUUCAGAAGGUUUAGUUUUCAUGAGAAUCAGUGACGCGCUCUACAUUACCAGGAGACUUGCUCACUUGGUAUGAGUGAUCUUUCACGGCAGUAUUCUUGAUCAGUGAAAUGUUAUUAUGGGACAUCCUUGAGAAUAACUUGAUGUACACGUUGGAUGUUUUUCAAAUUGUUCUCAUAUGUUUUGAGUCUAA
This is a messenger RNA of Physcomitrium patens, 1022 nucleotides long. Its product is annotated as glutaredoxin-C4. Lineage: Eukaryota; Viridiplantae; Streptophyta; Bryopsida; Funariales; Funariaceae. Gene Ontology annotation, cellular component: cytoplasm. Gene Ontology annotation, molecular function: glutathione disulfide oxidoreductase activity. The record is from RefSeq and is a predicted model, not a curated record. Gene Ontology annotation, biological process: cellular response to oxidative stress.